Messenger RNA from Linum trigynum, 753 nucleotides. The record is from the annotation of a GenBank genome assembly. NCBI's taxonomy places the organism in Eukaryota, Viridiplantae, Streptophyta, Magnoliopsida, Malpighiales, Linaceae.
AUGGCAUCUUCAUUGCUGAAAUCGAAGAAAGGAAGCUCAAAGAAGGGAGCAAGCCUGAAACCGGUCCAUGAAGACCAAAUUGUGGACUUCCCAACAGAGGACGUCGAUACCUGUAUGCGACGUGCAAAAUCUAGUUUACUUGGCCGCUUGUUUAUGGAAUCUCGGUCGAGCCUCUCGGUCAUCCUGCAAAUUGUGCAGGGCGCUUGGACUUGUUCCAAGAAUGUGGCUAUCAUGGAGGCUGAAGGCAGGCUGCUCCAGGUCCUGUUUGAUGAGGAGGAGGACCUGCAGUGGGUUCUACAACGUACCCCUUGGCCCGUCAAGGAUCGUGUGCUUCAGCUCCAAAGGUGGGAACCAGUCACGGAUACGGUGGUGAAUUCACUGACUUUUGCGCCAUUCUGGGUGCAGAUGUGGGGAAUCCCCUCACAUUGCCGAACGCUGUCAUUUGGAAGGACUAUGGCAGAAGCAAAGAUCGGGGAAGUACUGGACGCAGGUCUGUUUGGAAUUCGUGGUGAGGCGGGGACUUUUGUCAAGACAAGUCUAAAACUGAAUGUCUUACCGCCGCUGCGAUCGAAGCUCUAUGCAAGGAACGAGGUGGCAGGGGAGUUCUGGGUCUUACCUAUGAAUACCUCCCGCUACUUUGCUAUCAUUGUGGGUGGCUUGGGCACCUUGAGAAGAACUGUGGUUUCUCGGACUCGGAAGGAGAUGAAGAUUACGGGCCUAGAAUGUCUACGGAUGUUCUUAGUUAUCGUCUAA